Molecule: messenger RNA, 909 nt
Organism: Cokeromyces recurvatus
Lineage: Eukaryota; Fungi; Mucoromycota; Mucoromycetes; Mucorales; Mucoraceae
Product: S-adenosyl-L-methionine-dependent methyltransferase
Exons: 4
Coding region: 23-880 (285 amino acids)
Biological process (GO): rRNA (guanine-N7)-methylation
Cellular component (GO): nucleolus
Molecular function (GO): rRNA (guanine) methyltransferase activity
Source: RefSeq, a predicted model, not a curated record
UUGCAAUUAUAAAAUUUAGAUCAUGUCUCGCCCUGAACACAUUGCACCACCAGAAAUUUUUUAUGGUGAAGAUGAAGCCCGAAAAUACACAGACAAUUCACGUAUUACCUCUAUUCAAGCAGAAAUGGCAUAUCGCUGUUUAGAAUUACUUAAUCUGACAGAAGGACCAAAAUAUUUAUUAGAUAUUGGAUGUGGUUCUGGACUUAGUGGAGAAAUAUUAGAAGAAGAAGGACAUAUUUGGGUUGGUUUCGAUAUUUCAGAUGCUAUGUUAGGCAUUGCUCAAGAAAGAGAAGUAGAAGGGGAUUUAUUUUUACAAGAUGCAGGACAAGGACUAGGAUUUCGACCUGGUGUUUUUGAUGGCUGUAUUAGUGUCUCUGUGCUUCAAUGGCUCUGUAAUGCAGAUAAAGCAAUUAAUCGUCCCAAGGCACGUCUUCAACGCUUUUUUUCAACUCUUUAUGCAUCACUGACGAAAGGCGCACGAGCUGUCUUUCAAUUCUAUCCUGAAAAUGAUGAUCAAAUUCAACUUAUUAUUGAUGUUGCUACACGAUGUGGUUUCGAAGGGGGUCUCCUUGUAGAUUAUCCUAAUUCUAAAAAAGCGAAAAAGUACUAUUUAUGUUUAUUUGCAGGACAACAAAGUGGAGUGAAAAAUCAAAUGCCCAAAGCGCUAGGUGAAGAAGAAGGUGAGAUGCAUCCUGACGAAGCACGUUCAAUUCAAUUUGAAAAACGCAAUCGACAUCUUAAAAGAAAGAGAAAUGAUCGUAAAUCAGUGAAAAAUAAAGAAUGGAUUCAACAUAAAAAGCAAAUAGCAAGAGAUAAAGGCGAUAAAGUGGUUGCAAAGGAUUCGAAAUAUACAGGAAGAAAGAGAAAAGUUAGAUUUUAAAAAACAAAAAAAAAAAAAAUAAAAGCCUU